CAAAGGAAAGCAAAGCAAUCCAUGUGGCUUAGUCUGAUAAUCCCCUGAAAGUAAAUUGGCCCCUGCUCUAAUCAACAUAGAGGAAAAAGUGAAAUCAUUUCAGUCUCGAGAUAACAACAAAUACUAAAUCCCAUCCCAUGCUUUGUAUGUUUUUCUACAGUGGAAUUCUCUGUUCCUUAGGAUGUAGUUAGGAUUGCACUUUUCCAGCCUUGUGCUACAUUCAUUUACUGGAAACAAACCCCAGACCUGCUUCUGUUAAUGAAGUUUGGUCUCACCAAGUCUGCCCCGUUGUGAUAGUCUGGUUCAAAGUGUUAUCUGCCCUGCCUGUUAGCUAAUACUGUACAAGACCAUACUUUCUGCCUGUUUAAGAUCUAUAAUUUUCACUGCUCUCUUUCCAGGCCUGAAUAUUAGGACACUGUAAUGCAAAGGUUGAGCAAUGCAAGACAAUAUUAUUUUUCUUUUAAAUGGCUGUCCCCUUGUUUUGAAUGACUACUACAUUCUGUUCUAAUUUUCCAGAGUUCCCUAAUCUUCUUGCAGGUUCUUAAUGAUGUAGUCAAUAAUAGGAUUGUUGGUAUUAAAUUGGAACAAUAAUGCCAGCUGCAUGCUUGGUGGCUAUUGGCAGAAGGGUGACCUUGCAGGUCAGCUAAGCAGUACUGGAAGUGCUUUGAUCUGAUCUAUACAGAGCUAGAGCUGCCUGUAUUCUAACCAGAGAAGCUGGCGAGGUCUCUCUUCAUGGGAUGCUGAUUCUUCUCCAAAGAGCACUGAGGAGAGCAUGGCAAUGGCUUUUGAUGCAAUGCUGGCUCGGAUCAAGGAUGUUUGUAAAAGGAAUGGCUUGCUCAUUCUCUCAGUAUUGUCUGUCAUAGUGGGAUGUCUGCUCGGAUUCUUCCUUAGGACCAGGCGACUCUCUCAGCAGGAAAUUAGUUAUUUCCAGUUCCCUGGGGAGUUAUUGAUGAGGAUGCUGAAAAUGUUGAUUCUACCACUAGUUGUCUCAAGCUUAAUGUCUGGGCUAGCAGCCCUGGAUGCAAAGACCUCUAGUCGAUUAGGCAUCAUAACCGUCACUUAUUAUCUGUGGACAACAUUUGUGGCUGUGAUUGUGGGAAUAAUUAUGGUCUCCAUCAUCCAUCCUGGUGGGGCAGCACAGAAGCAGAACACUGAAGAGAGUGGAAAGCCAAUUAUGAGCUCUGCAGAUGCCUUGCUAGACUUAAUUCGGAACAUGUUUCCAGCCAACCUUGUUGAAGCCACAUUCAAACAGUACCGCACCAAGAACAUCCCUAUCAUCAAAUCCAACAAAGCAGCUUCUGAAAGCACUACUCAUCGCAUCAUAAUAUAUGGGGUCCAGGAUGAGAAUGGGUCCAACGUCCAGAACUUUGCCCUGGAUAUCACUCCCCCUCCAGAAGUGAUUUACAAAUCAGAGCCAGGCACUAGCGAUGGCAUGAACGUGUUGGGGAUUGUGAUAUUCUCUGCGACUAUGGGUAUAAUGUUGGGCAGAAUGGGUAACAGUGGCAUUCCCUUGGUCAGUUUUUGUCAGUGUUUAAAUGAAUCUGUCAUGAAGAUAGUGGCAGUUGCUGUUUGGUAUUUUCCAUUUGGAAUAGUAUUUCUAAUUGCUGGCAAGAUCUUAGAAAUGGAUGAUCCCACAGCCAUUGGGAAGAAGCUAGGCUUUUAUGCCAUAACAGUGGUUUGCGGUCUGGUGGUGCAUGGACUGUUCAUUCUGCCAAUGAUGUACUUCUUUAUCACCAAGAAGAAUCCGAUUGUCUUCAUCAGAGGGAUUCUUCAAGCCUUGCUCAUUGCCCUGGCCACAUCAUCCAGCUCAGCCACAUUGCCUAUAACUUUCAAGUGCUUGCUGGAGAAUAACCAUGUGGACAGGAGGAUUGCCAGAUUCGUGCUGCCUGUGGGGGCCACGAUCAACAUGGAUGGGACCGCGCUGUACGAAGCGGUGGCAGCCAUCUUUAUUGCUCAAGUAAACAACUAUGAGCUAGACUUUGGACAGAUUAUUACUAUAAGUAUCACAGCAACAGCUGCCAGUAUAGGUGCUGCAGGGAUCCCACAAGCUGGCCUCGUGACCAUGGUCAUUGUUCUGACAUCAGUCGGGCUGCCUACAGAUGACAUCACCCUAAUUAUUGCAGUUGACUGGGCACUAGACAGAUUCAGAACAAUGAUCAACGUCCUGGGAGAUGCCCUUGCUGCUGGAAUCAUGGCUCACGUCUGCCGAAAGGAGUUCACCAAGGAUGGCGAUGAGGUGCCACUGAUCUGUGAAACUAAACCUAUUAGCAUCCACCAGCUCAUGGCUUACCAGAGAAAUGGCUGCGUGAAGCACAUGAACGAGUGUCGUGGACCCGAAAUUGUGAAAGUAUUUCAGCAUCACAUACCUGUGCAAGUGGAGCAAGAAGAAAACCCAGUGGAGAACCACAUGCGGAAAUGCACCGGUCAAGACCACUGCACUAUUGAAAUCAAUGAAUUGGAAACAAACGUGUAAUCGCUAGACUUGAUGGUAUCCGAUACCCUGUGACCUGAUACCCAAUUGCUACCUCACAGCUGGCGGGCAGGACUCUGCCUCGAAUGGAAAACCGUGGAGUUAUUGCCACACUGCUUGUACCGGAGCUCGGAGACCAGCUGUGAAUGUCAGAAAAGGCACAAGACGAGAAAGAGACGGGGGCUGCUCCAGUGGGAUGAUUUGAAUACUGGAAACUUAACCGAUGGACAGUUUUGGUUUUACUCUGGGCACGGUGGUUUGAUUCCAGCAUCGUAUGUUGACACACCUUGGCUUUUUUUGUAAAUUUUUUAUUUUGACCCUUUUUCAUUUUCUAACAAAAGCCUUUUUUGUGUGUGUGCAGCUUAUUAAUUAUGCCCACGACGUGCAUAGAUUGCUUGGUGCGUGACAGUAUUUCAGAAAACAGACUGACGCUACUUCUUCUAGUCCCUAAACAAAGGAGGUCACACUCGGGUUGAGAAUAACACUAAGAAAGCUGCACUGAUUUCCUAGUCUCUCAAGGCAAUUCUUUUAUCAUUCAUAAUGCUGCAAACUGAAAAUGGAGUGAAAUCUGUAUCCUUGCAGGGAAACAUUAAAAAAGCAAGGCUGGUGGACACACUUUGAAGACUGGUAUCAAACUGCACGGUCUAGUACAAAGACGCCUGGACUCCCGCAAAGGACAGUUUGUAUUCCAAGUGCCAGAUUCACACGUCCGUGUUUUAAAAGUCCAACUGCACUGGAGUCAGUCUCAUAUAGCCACAGUGGCAGAGCCACGUCAGCCCUCACACACACACACACACACAUACCCACGCUGGUGCUAAAGAGUGCUCAUAUAUUCUCUCCUUAAAUUUGUAGGCUCUUCUACUGUAUAUUUGUGUAAAUUUGAUGCUCAAAGCUCUUGAACAACAUGCUUCAUCCCAAGGGCAGACUAAACAGAGACUGAAAUCCAGUACAGAUGACUAAUAGUUGGGCUCCGUGGGGAGUUGGCUGUGGAAACUGGCCUGUUAUUAUUCAUUAUACCGUGGUUGGACUCUAUUGAAUGUUGUCUCUCUUGUUCAGCUAUCUACCGAAUCCUUCAGUUAAAAUCAAAUCUGCUGGGUGUGUAAUGUUUGUAAUGGAAAGCACUUUUAAUAAACCUGCCAUUGCAAAA
Molecule: messenger RNA, 3617 nt
Organism: Alligator mississippiensis (American alligator)
Lineage: Eukaryota; Metazoa; Chordata; Crocodylia; Alligatoridae
Gene: SLC1A7
Product: solute carrier family 1 member 7
Exons: 11
Coding region: 773-2473 (566 amino acids)
Biological process (GO): L-glutamate transmembrane transport
Cellular component (GO): plasma membrane
Molecular function (GO): neutral L-amino acid transmembrane transporter activity; L-glutamate transmembrane transporter activity; glutamate:sodium symporter activity
Source: RefSeq, a predicted model, not a curated record